Molecule: messenger RNA, 426 nt
Organism: Ixodes scapularis (black-legged tick)
Lineage: Eukaryota; Metazoa; Arthropoda; Arachnida; Ixodida; Ixodidae
Exons: 4
Coding region: 7-426 (139 amino acids)
Source: RefSeq, a predicted model, not a curated record
CACAUUAUGAAGAACACUGGUCUUUCCUUUUCUAUCAUAAGAGACGCAAGGCUGAUUGUGGCAAUGUUUGUGUUAUUUGCAAUUUGUAAACCAAUUGCAGCUGAAGUUGUCAUUAAAGGUGCGGAGAACAUGGCACCGAACUGUGAACAAAAGAUUAAGGAUCUUUGUAAGAACACUACUCUUGGUGAGCUAAAAGAGGUCAUUGUGAUGCCUCACGAGUGCAAAGCCACUUGUACUUAUCAACAUGACUCUACUGCAGAUACAGUGGUAGUUAAUGGUAUGUCUGUUCGGAACCGUAAUUAUGAAGGAGUUACUCUGCCACAAGGAAUGCCGUGCGCUUUUGGGGCGAAAUGUGACAGCUCCGGCAAGUGCAUAUGCAGGUUCUGCAAUGAAGGUAACAACAAUAAAAAGAGUGGUUCCACUUAA